UAUUGUUUGUUCCCACGCAGCCUCAAAAUACCGAACAGAGAGUCGGCGUCGGCGUCGGCGAGAAGCCAAUUGUUGCCCAUCCAUUAUCCAUACCUUUCGUUUCGUUUUGCUUUUUCUCAUUUUAGGGCCUUCAAGAUCUGAUCGACCGUCCAAGUCAUGGGAUCGGUGCUGGCAUUUACAGAUGAUGCGGUUCUACCUGCCAGUCUUGUUUUUGAUGCAUUAAGGGAGGUUGGGAAUGGAGCUUCAGAUAAGUGUGAACCUCAAAUUAUCACUCAAGUGUCUUCCUUGGGUCAGCUGCCACAGGGGACUUCCUCUAUCGACAUAGUGUUUGCCCUUUGCAGAUCAAUUGAAUUCCUGAGUGAGCAGUUGUUGAAGGAGACCUCAAGAGUCUUGAAGCCUGGUGGAACAAUCCUAGUUUACAAGACUUCUGAAACAGAUAAGACCACUGCUGUUCUUGAGCGCAAGUUACUUUUGUCUGGUUUCCUAGAAGCACAAGCUCUUCAAACAAAAUCAUCUGAGUUGUGCUCUGGAAUCAAGGCCAAAAAGCCUUCUUGGAAAAUUGGCUCAUCCUUUGCCUUAAAAAAGCCUUCAAAAACUCUACCGAAGUUGCAGAUCGAUGAUGAUUCAGAUCUGAUUGAUGAGGAUAGUCUAUUAACAGAAGAGGACUUGAAGAAACCCCAGCCGGUCGUAGCUGAUGAUUGUGAAGUUGGAAGCACAAGAAAAGCUUGUAAAAAUUGCACUUGUGGGAGGGCUGAAGCGGAGCAAAAAGUAGAGAAGUUAGAAUCCACUGUGGAUUUGAGCAGUUUCCAGUCAGCAUGUGGCAGUUGUGGACUAGGGGAUGCUUUCCGAUGCGCUACAUGUCCUUAUAAAGGUCUUCCUCCAUUCAAACCGGGCGAGAAGGUAGCAUUCUCUUCAAACUUCCUUGCAGCAGACAUAUAAAACUAAUGGUGAGGCAGCGGUGCAUGGUUGCAUGGGGAUCUUGGAUGUUAGAAUACGUGGUUAUGGUUUCUCCACAUUUUGGGUUAUUCUAGUUUUAGUAUGUGGUGAUGGUGAUGGUGAUGGUUGCUCCACAUUUUACCUCCAGACAUUUGAACUUUUGGGUUGUACUCUGAAUUGAUACAUAACCUGGUUCCAAGUUUGCUAUCAACUUUCAAAACCUUUCUGGGUUGUAGUUCAAGGUUCAACAGUAUUUUGCUGUACUUGUAUGGGUCAUUGGUAACAAUGUCAUACUGUUAAGAAUAAAAUCGUAGCUUAGAUUUAACGGUUC
Molecule: messenger RNA, 1267 nt
Organism: Rosa rugosa (rugosa rose)
Lineage: Eukaryota; Viridiplantae; Streptophyta; Magnoliopsida; Rosales; Rosaceae
Product: anamorsin homolog
Exons: 8
Coding region: 157-939 (260 amino acids)
Biological process (GO): iron-sulfur cluster assembly
Cellular component (GO): cytoplasm
Molecular function (GO): iron-sulfur cluster binding
Source: RefSeq, a predicted model, not a curated record